This is a messenger RNA of Durusdinium trenchii, 3768 nucleotides long. The record is from the annotation of a GenBank genome assembly. NCBI's taxonomy places the organism in Eukaryota, Dinophyceae, Suessiales, Symbiodiniaceae.
AUGGCGUGCGCCGAUCUCAUUGGCACCAUGAGCAUGCUCAAUCGGCCGCGGAAGCCUCGCGCACCUCCGACCGGCUGGCAGAGAAGCAUGAGAUGGAGGUGGCUAAGGUCCGUGCAGAGUGGAAGAAGAAGCGGCAGGUGGGGAGAGAAAGGCUCGCACCUCAGCGAAGAUGAGCUUCAGGAGCUUCGUGAGUUGGACAAGAGCUAUCGAAAGCAGAUGACGGAGAUGCACGACUCGCACGACGAGCUUCAGGGUGCACAUCGCUCGGCACAUGAAGAGGCACGGAAGAAAUCGACGAGGAACAUCAAGGUCAUGGCCUUGGGAGCCUUGGACGCCCUGGCUCAAACAAUCCAACAUCGGCGGAAGAGAGGUGCUGAUGGGCCUGCGGUGGACAGUCCGAGCGUGUGCUUCCUGCAGUGGGCCUUCACUCAGAACCCAGAGGCGUGGUGUCCGCCACCGGCCGCUGAUUUGAAGCACGCGAUGGUGCUGGCAGAGCAGCCACCUGGCACACCGAUGAAGGGAGUUGAGGUCGGAGCCUCCGACUCCGAGGCGUUGAAUACCAGCGGAAAGGCCAAGGCAGCACCGCCCAAGAAGGAGGUGGUGAAGGAAGUGCCAAUCAGCACUAAGAAGAAAGUGGAGAAGCCUGCAGAACCGGAUCCUGCCCCAAAAACCAAGAAGGACUUGGAAGAGGAUCAGCGCAGAUAUGUGGAACAGUUAGAAGCUGAGAAACAACAGUUUUUCGCCUCCGAACAGGCUCGGAAGUUAGCUGGCAGCAAAGGUGUGGAUCAAGAAGUGACCUAUGUCGAAGACAAAGACACACGAAAGCCUAAAGCAGUCAGCGACAUCUCCGACUUCUGGAAGAAGGAGUUGGGCUUGCUGCCGUACAUGCCAACUGACAAUGUUCAGGAGGUUGAUUUGCCAGAGGAGCUUGAUCACUCCAUACGGCUUCUAUACCUUCAGAACUUGAAUGAGCAGCUCGAGAAGCUUCUGACCAUGCGUUUCCAUGUCUUUUGGAGCCAGUGCAUUUACGAUCCCGCCGUCAGUCGGCUGGUGGAUUCGUAUCUUAGGUAUUGCUUGCGUAGCCACGACCUAGUGGAAGGACAAGAGCCGGCUAUCUCGUUGGAGGAAAUGACCGCCUCCCGGGAUGUGAGCCGGAGAAUGUUUCAGCUGUUGCUGCGCCUGAGCCGACCGCAAGAAAGCCCACAUGAAUUCCUCUCCAAGGACAAGUUUGCACAGGUGAUCCACGAGCAUCAACUCUUUGACGUGCCGAAGAUCAUUGAUCUUUGUGUGAUCUAUGGUGAUGCGAACCGGAACACCGUGACGAAAAUCGUCCACUCGGUGUUCAAGCAUCAGCCCCUUUUCAAGGAGGAGUUUGCCUCCGUGGUCCAACACAUGUUGGAUGGCCUUCUGCAGUGUUGCGCCCCCUUACAACUGGCAGCGAAAGGCUCCAGCUCGGCUGGGCCAGAUGACUUGAGCGUGAUGGAGUGCAAAGCCUUCCUCCCGGACAUGCUCAGUUGCUUUAAUGCGAUUUUUUGCUUCUUCCCCGAGGAGUGUGUAGAAAAGCUGAUGGGCGGCAGCCUGAAGAUCGACAGCGCUGGGAACGACGCAGGAGUCCCCGCCUUGCCUUUAGCGGAUUUGAUGGUCAUUCUGCAUGAUGCUGUGAGCGCUCUCCGCGACAAAGACAGCAAUGGAAAAGCAGACAUGGACAGCAUCAUCAAGCUGCUGAGCCGGCUCUUGAGCUGUGUGCUAGGUUUCCGCAUGGCGCCGCGCCACGGCGCCGACGCCUUCGGCGAGCUGGUGGCCUGGGUCACCGAGCACGCCGAGAGGACACAGUUGAUCCAGGACUUGAGCAGGAAUGGUUUAGACAACGUGGCCAUGGAAUGGAUAGCUAGCGGCCUCGUGGAUGACACACAGCUAGACUAUCUGGAUGACCUUUGCGGAGCUCCCUUGCUGCCCAAGGAGGCACGGCACCGAAGAAGGCCCGUUGCGCCUGGCGCCGCCAAAGCAGCGCCGCGGGACGUCUCAGGGCCCUCGUCCUCGUCCUCGUCCUCCAACGACCGCGCGAAGAUCCGGGAGGUCCGCGAGGUCGUCGGCAGCGAGUAUGGCGAAGGAUUUAUUUUGCAGUGCCUGCUGCACUAUGGGGGCUCUGUCCCACAGGCAGUUGGUGGAAUUCUAGAUGGUUCACUGCCACCACAGAUCAAAGCAUUGCCCAUCGGCAUGUCCAUAGGAGCCGAAACGGCGGCCGCCGAGCAGCCCUCUCAAUCGAGUCUAUCAGCUGAAGACAAGCAGCUGAUCCUGAACCAGGCUGAUCGGAUCGAGGGCUCCGAUGUGGAGGUGGAGAAAUACAACGACGACUAUGACGACGAAGAGGCCGUGGGCAUGCCUCGCUUAGCUGCUGGUGCUGCUUCGGAUUGGGAGGACCGAAGCGAAGAGGAGGAGGAAGGAAGUAGUGAUGAAGGUCCUCAGUGGAGCAAUGACAGGAUGCGCGGCGGGCGUCUCAAGGGCAAGGGCAAAGGAAAGGCAAAGAGCUCUGGACCCACGCAAGGUCAGACCUUGCAGGCCCGGCGGAAGGAGGCCCACAAGGCACAGGUCGCGAACCACAACCGCCGAGACGCCGCCAUGCGCCCCUCGGCAAAAUGGCACGAGGCCUUUAAGCUGCCGAAAAGGCGCAUCAAAGAGAUCCGGGCGUCGGAGUCGCUGAGCCGUGCGACGGCUUGGGAGGCGGUGGAGUCAGCAGAGGUAGCGAAUCAGAGAGGAUACAGGCGCGCCCAGCUAGCGCUGGCGGUGCGCCAGCUCUUGAGCGCCAUGCGGCAGCUACCUGGUGCCGCUGCCCAGCUGCAUGCUGCAGUGGAGCUUCAGCGAGACGACGGCCACCGCGAUGGAGGAGAUGAGACCAAUCCCAAGCAGUUUGCCCUUGGAGCUCGCUUAAUGCGCCGGGCGCUGAUGCGAAUUCUCUGGAAGCAAGGGGCCUCCUUCUUCCAGCGACUGAUGGUCUUCAGGUCUGAGCUACGUGCCGUGCGCGCCGCGCAGGCCGACGGCAGCCCUUCCAAGCGGUCGGUGGGCGCGCUCGGCGUGGGGCCCAGUCAGGACAGGUCCCAGGCCAACAAGAUUGCGGCGCCCAAGCACAAGGCUCGCACCCAGCCAGCAAUGCUGGAAGAACAUGCAGCCCUCAAGAUCCAGUCUGCUGAGCGCGGGCGACGUGCCCGGAGGAGGGUGAAGCAGGUCGAGCAUUCUUUGUCUCCACCCGUGGCCACGGAGCGAGGCUCCAUCAAGGAUGUACCUCCACCAUCCCAUUUGCCGGACUUGCCUCCAGUGCCUCAAGAAGUACAAGAAGCCGCGGCCACUAAGAUCCAGUCCACUGUGCGCGGGCGCAAGGGCCGGCAGAUGGCACAGCAGCAGCGGCGGAAGGUCUUCUCGCGACGUUCAGCCUUGAAGCUGCAAGCCAAGGGGCCACAGGCCCCAGAGGUGAGGCCAUCUGUGACACAGGCCGCUGCAGUGCCUGUGGCGCAGAGGCCACGGCGCUCGGCAGAAGCCAAGCGCCUCCUGGACGCAUGGAGGUGGUGGCCGAAUCGGCAGGCCUCAUUGGGUCAUCUACCUCCUCCUCCUGAAGUGCAACAGUCUGCAGCCGUGACGAUCCAGCGCGCCACCCGCAACCAUCAAGGGCGGCGGGCUUUACAGGCUCAAGGCAAAGCCGCCCGGCAAAGCGAAGACUUCGACGAAGGAGAAGAGGCAGGUGAACGGCGCGACUCUGUGUUCAGCAAAGAAUGA